Messenger RNA from Populus euphratica (Euphrates poplar), 1158 nucleotides. RefSeq names its product protein ALUMINUM SENSITIVE 3. Lineage: Eukaryota; Viridiplantae; Streptophyta; Magnoliopsida; Malpighiales; Salicaceae. The record is from RefSeq and is a predicted model, not a curated record. Gene Ontology annotation, biological process: response to aluminum ion. Gene Ontology annotation, cellular component: plasma membrane.
CACCAUAUGUGCCACCACCAGAGGCAAAUGACCUAACUUUUCUCCCACGAAUCUCUUUAAAGUAUAACAAGCUACGACUAGCUAGUUAGUUAAACAGUGAAAUUAUUUUUGUAGUUUGCGUGGUGGGAUUUUUGGAAUGGAGUUCGACUUUGAUGAAUUUCUGAGUUCUGGUAUCGGUGAUGAUAAUUUUAAGUGGCUGAUCAAGUUUCUAAAGGGCAUGCUAAAGCCACUGGCUGCUACAGCAGUGGUGCUUAUGGCGGUGAUUCUGUCCUAUAUGCAAAAGCUUGGUUUGGAGGGAGAGAUGGUGUAUUCGAUUAUUAGAUCCUUUCUUCAGCUCUCUGCUAUUGGGUUUGUUUUGCAGUUCAUUUUCAAUCAGGACCAUGCUGUAUGGAUCAUCCUUGCUUACCUUUCCAUGGUCUCUGUUGCUGGAUAUAUAGCUGGACAACGUGCCAAGCAGGUUCCUAGAGGAAAAUUUGUGGCUGGUGCUUCUAUCCUGGUCGGAACUGCAGUGACAUUGGUCCUGCUAGUUUUAUUGAACGUUUUUCCCUUCACUCCACGGUACAUCAUUCCCGUUGCAGGCAUGAUGGUUGGGAAUGCAAAAGCUACUGGAGUUGCAAUGAAAAGACUCCGAGAUGAUAUCAAAGUCCAAAUGAACCUGGUAGAGACAGCAUUGGCUCUUGGAGCAACGCCGCGUCAAGCCACACUUCAACAAGUGAAAAGGGCUCUAAUUAUUGCGCUUUCACCUGUACUGGACAAUGCCAAAACUGUGGGUCUCAUUUCACUUCCCUGGACAAUGACUGGGCUUAUCAUGGGAGGAGCUUCUCCACUAGAAGCCAUUCAAUUGCAAAUUGUGGUGAUGAACAUGCUCUUAAUUGGUGCAUCAACUGUUAGUAGCAUUAUGUCAACAUAUCUUUGUUGGCCAGCUUUCUUCACCAAAGCUUAUCAAUUAGAAACCAAGGUAUUCUCUACUGGUUGAAGUUUCUGUGAUUUUGUUAUGAUCAAUGCUCUACACGAAAAAUGAAACACUUGAAAUGGCAAGGGAUCGGUAUCAACAGCUGAUAGAUCCACCAUCAUUGUAAACUACUCAAUAUUGAGCAGCUCCGAUUUCGAAACGAUCACGCAGCGCACCUCUACGCACUCACCUGAAGUGUUCCCGCA